Messenger RNA from Closterium sp. NIES-67, 2353 nucleotides. NCBI's taxonomy places the organism in Eukaryota, Viridiplantae, Streptophyta, Zygnematophyceae, Desmidiales, Closteriaceae. The record is from the annotation of a GenBank genome assembly.
CAUUUCCUGAUUGAAUGUGUAGCACAGAGAUUUCUUCGUAUCUCCCGUCUCGACCGUGAUUCUGAUACCUGCUUGGACCCAGAGAUUAGCGCGUGCUGCGUGCUGCGUGCUGCGUGCUGCGUGCUGCUUGGUAGCGCCUGACACCUUUCCCUACUGCUAAUAGGUAGCAGACGAUCCGAGACAUUUGAGAGAAGAAUCGACGGUAUCGGAGGUGACUUAGGUUGGAGCGAAACUCAACCGAGAUUUGUUGGAGCAAGUACAGGUCUUCCCGGCUUUUCGAGUUCUGAAAGGUUGCCGUGUGUGCGCACUAACUCCGGUCACACAAUCGGGUCGCGCCUCUUGGACGAUCGCGUUGACCUUUCAGGCGCGUACAGUGAUAGGUGCCACCGGCGCGACGGGCGCGACCGGCGGGAUUGACGCGAUGGGCUACUAAGCUUCUGGGAUUUGUUAGUUUAGUAGCAUCUAGCAACAUCUAGUAGCGUCCUUAGCGACUCCUAGCAUAUUGUAGCAGGCGAUUAGCUGGUCACAACCACACAUACAGUCACAUUCGCACGUGUCACGUGCUGCAAUUCCCAGCAUACGCUCGCGGCACGCCGCACCCUGCCAUUCUUUCGUUUCGUCCUCCACUUCCUCCACUUCCUCCACUUCCUCCUCUUCCUCUUCCCUCCUCUUCCUUCCUCGUCCUUCCUCUUCGCCGAAUCUUCCACGACCGCAAUUUAUCCGCCAUGGCUGCGCUCAGUCCCUCCUCCCCUCCCCGCCCCUCCCUCCCUCGCCUCCUCUCCCUCCUCCCUUCCUCCCUCCCAUCCUCCCUCCUCUUCCUCCUCCUCCUCCUCCUCGUCGUCUCCCCGCUCCCCUUCGCGCGCGGCGAGAUCUCCGACGCGCUGCUCGAGGCGGACAAGCGCGCGAUCGUCCUCUUCGACACGUUCGGGUUCGAAUCUAACGGCCACGUGGACAUGAACGUGACGUCCGUGGAGGUGCUGCUGCCGGAGAACGGCGCGCCGGCCGACAAGACGCUGAUGGGGUUCUUCCUGACCACGGCGGAGGAUGAGUUGGAGCUGCAGAACGACUUCCAGGCCGGCCACUGCGUGCUCGCCAACACGCACGUGCACCGCCUCUUCACGCUGCAGGACGUUUACUCGCAGCAGCAGGGACCAGACAGCCUUUUCACCUUCCGCUACUCGGUCCCCGACGCCCGAGAGUACUCGCUCUUCUUUGCCAACUGCCAGCCGCACGCGCGCGUCUCCCUCAACUGCUCCUUCGCGCUCUACAACGUCGCGCCCGGCGGCCGCAUCGACUACCUCCCGGGCGGCAAGACCCAGCUGCCCCUGCUCUACAGCGCCUUCUACCUCGCGUACAUGGUGGCCGGCAUCAUUUGGAUCUACUUGUGCCACAAGCACUGGGCGACAACCCACCGGAUCCACAUCCUCAUGGGGGUGCUGGUGCUGCUCAAGGCGUUCACAGUGCUGUCCCAGGCUGGGGAAUAUGCGUACAUCCGGGCGACGGGGGACCCGCAGGGGUGGAACAUUGCGUUCUACGUGUUCAGCUUCUUCCGGGGCAUCAUGCUGUUCACUGUGAUUGUGCUGAUCGGCACCGGGUGGUCGGUGCUGAAGCCGUACCUCCAGGACAAGGAGAAGAAGGUCAUCCUCAUCGUCAUCCCGCUGCAGGUGUUUGCCAACAUCGCGACAAUCAUUCUGGACGAGAGCGGGCCGUCGUCGCAGUCGUGGUUCACGUGGCGGGACAUCUUCCACCUGCUGGACAUCCUCUGCUGCUGCGCCGUCUUCUUCCCCAUCAUCUGGUCCAUCAAGCACCUCAGGGAGGCUGCUCAUUCGGACGGGAAAGCUGCUCGCAUCAUGGCCAAGCUGCAGCUCUUUAGGCACUUCUACGUGCUCGUGGUGUGUUACAUCUACUUCACGCGCAUUGUGGUGUACCUUUUGCGGUCCACCAUGCCGUAUCACUACGCGUGGACGGCGGAUCUGGCGGGGGAAGUGGUGACGCUGGUGUUUUACUGCGUUACGGGUUACCAGUUCCGGCCGAUGGAUGCGAACCCGUACUUCUCAGUGCAUGAUGACGAGGAGGCGGGCGGAAUAGAGAUGGAUAAGGCUGUGAGCAAACCACUAAAGGCAGGUGACGAUGAGGACGAUGAGUUUGAUCUGUGAGGCAUGGUUCAGGAUGCAGAAUGGAAUGGGGGACAGGAUGGAGGCUGGUGUGAAGGGAAGCUACCGUAAUGGAAGGUUUGGUUGGCAUUGCUUUAAUUGAAAAAUCCAUGUACUAUGGCUGGUUGUCACACGUGCUCGUGUCAGGCUGUGCCAGUGUGGUGGAAUGUACAACAAUUGUUGUGCUUGUUGAAAUCUUC